CCCUUACUUUAGUAUCGAAUACCACUGCUUUCUUCACCACCUCUAUUAUUUUCAAUCAUCGAGUAUCGAGGAGCCUAGCCAUAAAUAAAUAUAUAAACGUUUUACCACUACAAUUUAAUUGAAGAAAAGUCAACGCCGUUGGGUUGGAUUUGUAAAAGUACGAAGUUUUGAAGCUGCAAAUAGCAUAAUGAGUGCCGUUGCCAGCAGCGUUGAUCAGGCCAUAACAAAUGCUACACUUGGUCGGAGUCAGACCGUCUGUCGCUAUUUUUUGCGUGGGGUCUGCCGGUACGGUGAGCAGUGUCGCUAUUCCCACAACGUGAGCACUGGUCGUCUGGAGGGGGAGCGGACCAUCAGUAGUCCUGACGUCGAUGCAAAGCCUAGCACCAGCCGUCCCAACUGGGUAAAUGCACCGAUAUUUGUGCCUCGCCAGAAGGGUUAUGUUACACAAAAUGAGGAUGACGAGGCCUCUGGCAGUGCGGUAUCAUGGGCCGAGAUUGUCGGAGGUCCGUCCGAGCAUUGUGUAAAACUCAACAUGGGUGAGCCAUUCUCCUUAGAGGAGUUGUGCCCGUACGAGUGUCCCUGUCCCUAUGGCGAGUACUGCCGCUAUCGCAUACAUCUGGAACUGUGCGAGAUGUGUGACCAGUACUGUCUACAUCCCACUGACCAAGCUCAACGGAAGAAACAUAUUCGAGAGUGUUUGCAACAGCAUGAGCAGGCUAUGGAAUUGUCAUUUGCCAUCGCUCGCUCGAAGGAUAAGACUUGUGGCAUAUGCUUUGACAUCAUAAUGGAAAAAGCUGGACGGGAAAAACGGUUUGGAAUUCUGCCCAACUGCAAUCAUAUAUUCUGUUUGGAAUGCAUCCGAAGAUGGCGACAGGCAAAACAGUUCGAGCAUAAGAUCACACGGGCCUGUCCAGAAUGUCGUGUGUCUUCGGACUUUGUUUGUCCCAGUGCGUUUUGGGUGGAAACCAAAGAAGAAAAGGACAAGCUGCUCAAUGACUAUCGCUCAGCUCUAGGUGCCAAGGACUGUAAAUAUUUCAAGAAGGGUGAUGGAAAAUGUCCGUUUGGCAACAAGUGUUUUUACAAGCACGCUCUACCCAAUGGCGAUAUCGUCGACGUUGGCUUGCCGAAACGCGCGCGUAAGGUGCACGGAAGCCAAAACGAACUAAUUGAUUUGGUCGAUAUUUAUCUCUUGGAAUAUUUUGAUCAGCGUGAUUAUCAUUGGCUGGAAUUGCUUUCAAGUGAUGAUAUAAGCGAGAGUUCCGAUUACUCGGACGAAGAGUAAGCUUUUUGCGCUGAGCACAUUAAAGGUCAUUGGAGAAUGUGUAACUCACAAACAAAUGUUAGAUACGCAAGAUCAGCAACACAAGAGAACAACCAUAAAUGAUAUAAAAAGCAAAGAAAAAACACAAAAAAAUCUAAUAAUACUAAACCAAAAAUCAAAUGUGAAAUUUAUACAACUAUUUUAUUUGGGUUCCAAAAUUUCUGUUUAAAUAUUUAUUCCCGACUUAACGCAACGAAAUUUAUCGCUGGUGAAUAUAUAUAGAAAACCCGUUCCCUUUCUCUCUCUCUCUAUCUCUCUAUUGAAUUAAAGAAAACUAAAAAAGAUAUAUAUAAAUAUAAA
Scaptodrosophila lebanonensis is the source of this 1621-nucleotide messenger RNA. RefSeq names its product probable E3 ubiquitin-protein ligase makorin-1. The coding region runs from base 188 to 1282 and encodes 364 amino acids. The transcript is spliced from 4 exons. The record is from RefSeq and is a predicted model, not a curated record. Gene Ontology annotation, molecular function: metal ion binding; ubiquitin protein ligase activity. NCBI's taxonomy places the organism in Eukaryota, Metazoa, Arthropoda, Insecta, Diptera, Drosophilidae. Gene Ontology annotation, biological process: protein polyubiquitination.